AUGGCCAAUGUAAUCGAAUUUCUGUUUGGAUCAAAAAUGCGAAUCAGGUACUUCCGAUUUCUCCUGGACAAGAUGUUUGGCUUCCAGAAACCGAACCUAUCUGGUUUAGAGGUUGUCAACGACUCGAUUGGAGGUGUCAAGGUCAGAAUCUACACUCCACACCAGAAACAAAGCAGGGGUGCUCUGGUUUUCUUCCACGGAGGAGGAUGGGUGGCAGUAAGGCCAGAGUUUUAUGACGUCCUACUCGCGUCGCUGGUCCGCCGCCUUGGAGUGACGGUGAUCUCUGUUGAUUACCGACUAGCACCAGAGUAUCCUUUCCCAGCGCCUGUCGAUGACUGCGAGAGGGUCGUCAAGGAUUUGUACGAACAUAGGUCAGUUAAUUACCAUUACACCUUUGAAGCGAGCACCUCAGUUACUUCGAUGUUAUGGAAAUAA
Messenger RNA from Haemonchus placei, 435 nucleotides. Lineage: Eukaryota; Metazoa; Nematoda; Chromadorea; Rhabditida; Trichostrongylidae. The record is from the annotation of a GenBank genome assembly.